Messenger RNA from Sinocyclocheilus grahami, 5273 nucleotides. RefSeq names its product histone deacetylase 7-like. Gene Ontology annotation, cellular component: histone deacetylase complex. Lineage: Eukaryota; Metazoa; Chordata; Actinopteri; Cypriniformes; Cyprinidae. Gene Ontology annotation, biological process: negative regulation of transcription by RNA polymerase II; epigenetic regulation of gene expression. The record is from RefSeq and is a predicted model, not a curated record. The transcript is spliced from 21 exons. The annotation marks the transcript as partial. Gene Ontology annotation, molecular function: histone deacetylase activity.
CUGAAAACUUCCUUUUGGUUACGCUGUUGUUGUUUUGUUGUUGUUGCAGCCUCAGAGCCCAACCUGAAGGUGAAGCAUAAGUUAAAGAAGCACCUGAACACCCGUAAGAGCCCGCUGACCCGCAAAGAGAGCGCGCCACCUGCCGUCAAACACCGCGUCCCUGAUACGCUGGACUCGUCCCCCAGCAGCAGCAGCACUCCAGUGUCUGGCUGCAGCUCCCCAAACGACAGUCUGCCCAACGAGAACGGAGUGCUGCCCGCCACCGCCAGCCUGUCCCAUGAGGCUCAGAGGCUGCUGUUGCAGGACGGCUCUUUAACUCACUUCACAGUGCAGAAUCCCUCCGGUCUCCCCACCAUCACGCUCGGCCUCCCCGCCAACACCAAGGCAAAUUCGUCCCCCAGCAGCAGUAGCACUCCAGUGUCCGGCUGCAGCUCUCCAAACGACAGUCUGCCCAAUGAGAACGGAGUGCUGCCCGCCACCGCCAGCCUGUCCCAUGAGGUAACAGUCCACCCCUCAGCCCAGUCUCGAAGGUUUCCAGGUCUGGGUCCGAUUCCCCUGCGGUUCAGCGCGUCUGGUCCUCAUAAGCCGCUGAGCCGGACCCGCUCCGAACCGCUGCCCCAGAGCCCCCGUGCGCUCCAUCCUCACCUGCUCCAGCAGCAGCAGCACAGCGCGCAGCUCCUGGAGAGACUCAAGCAGCAGACUCACCUGGGCAAGCUCAUGUCGAAGUCCAGCGAGAAGCCUCGUCUCCGGCAGAUCCCGUCAGAGGACAUGGACUCCGAGGAGGUGGGGCCGUCAGUGGGCGACGCCCAUCAGGCCAGGGUGAGGGCGGAGUCUCAGAGAGAGCUGGAGAAUCAAGAGGAGCAGCUCAACCUGCAACACGCCCUCAUUCUCAACCAGUCACGCCUGUGGGAAACGCAAAAGCAACUCCAGCACCUGCGCAGACAGACGGCUCACAUGGAGACACUGGCGGUACCCAUGAUGCUCGGCGCCGCACACCGGCCGCUCUCUCGUACGCAGUCGUCUCCAGCCUCCACCUCGCUGACGCUGCCGGACAAAGCCUUGCCUCUCAGCACGGCACCGGAGCCGCCCCAGAGCCAGCCGCGCUUCACCACGGGUCUGGUGUAUGACUCCCAAAUGCUGAAGCACCAGUGUGCGUGUGGAGACAACAGCAGCCACCCAGAGCAUGCUGGGAGAAUCCAGAGCAUCUGGUCGCGCUUGCAGGAGAGGGGCCUCAGGGGCCAGUGUGAGAGUAUUCGGGGAAGGAAGGCCACUCUAGAGGAGUUACAGUCUGUCCACACCGAGCGUCACGUUCUGCUGUACGGCACCAAUCCACUCAACCGCCUCAAACUGGACAAUCGCAAGCUGGCCGGCAUACUGUCACAGCGGAUGUUCGUCAUGCUGCCCUGUGGGGGAGUCGGGGUGGACAAUGACACCAUCUGGAACGAGAUGCACACGUCCACAGCGUCCCGCCUGGCAGCCGGGAGUGUGACAGAGCUGGCCUUCAGAGUGGCUAAAGGAGAGCUUAAGAACGGCUUUGCUGUGGUUAGGCCACCAGGACAUCACGCAGACCCGUCAAACCCCAUGGGUUUUUGUUUUUUCAACUCGGUGGCGAUUGCUGCUAAGCAGCUCCAGCAGAAGCUCAGCGCCAGUAAAAUCCUCAUCGUUGAUUGGGAUGUUCAUCAUGGCAACGGCACCCAGGAAAUCUUCUACAACGACCCCAGCGUCCUCUACAUCUCUCUCCAUCGCUAUGAUAAUGGAAACUUCUUCCCCGGGAGUGGUGGAGCAGCAGAGGUGGGUUCUGGUGCCGGUGAGGGCUUCAAUGUUAAUGUGGCGUGGACCGGUGGUCUUGAACCUCCCAUGGGCGAUGCUGAGUACCUGGCUGCCUUCAGGACGGUGGUGAUGCCCAUUGCUCAGGAGUUUUCCCCAGACGUCGUGUUGGUCUCUUCAGGGUUUGACGCUGCAGAAGGACACCCUGCUCCUUUGGGAGGAUACAAAGUCACAGCUAAAUGUUUCGGCUUCUUGACUCGGCAGUUGAUGGCGUUAGCAGGAGGACGCGUGGUUCUAGCAUUAGAGGGAGGUCACGACCUCACAGCCAUAUGUGAUGCUUCUGAGGCCUGUGUCAGCGCUCUGCUGGGACUGGAGGAGCUUCUUCCUGAGUCGACUCUCCUCCAGACGCCCAGUGCCAACGCAGUGCUUUCGCUCCAGAGAGUGCUACAAAUACAGAGUCAGUAUUGGUCGUCACUGAAGCCGUUGAUGGGCACAGUGGGGAUGUCGUUUCUGGGUGCCCAGAGGAAAGACUGUGAGGAAACGGACACAGUGAAUGCGAUGGCAUCCCUCUCCGUGGGGGUCUUGACCAACAAAAGUCUUGCUGAUGAACCCAUGGAGCACGACGAAGACUCCCUUUAAACCAGGUCUUUACACGUCUGAAACUGUCCAGCAUCAAAUGGAGCUCCACACCAUGUGAACGAGCCGUGCCUCAGGGGGCGUGACUUCCUCAUCAUGGCCCCUCCCCCAAGACACCACCUCAACACUGACCACCAGCGCAGCGCGGCUAAGCUAACAACCCGCAGCCACAGUUCUGCCGGGGCUCUGGGAUCCACGUCAUCUUCUCCAUUCACGUACCACACAAACAAACACACUAGGACGCAUGAGUGUGUUUUUAACAUUCACUAAAAGAAUGCGCCGAAGGACUCCAGUCGCUCAGAUAUUCACCUCCGGUGCCUCAAAAGAGACUAUUUACUUUAGCUGGAGAUGCGAAAGCAGAGUUGCAGGAACGGUUGAGGAUUAUUGAACCUUUUUUAAAGGCAGCCCACUUGGACUGUGCUGGGAGAAAAUGAGGGGUUUCCUUGCACCUGGCAACCACAAAGUGGCUUCACUCUAUGAUGUCAUUACUAUUAACCAAUUUAACCACUAAAGAAGAAGAAAAAGAAGAAAACGAUCUCGACAACUGUGGGUUUUAUCAAUCGUAUUUUUUUUUUUUUUUGCACUGUGCAUUCCAUAAUGUGAACCGUGAAAUUUUCCAAACCUCUGGGAAAAGAAAGAUCUAAUUCUCUAUCUAGUUUUACGCUUAACGUUCUUUUUUUUUUCCCAAAGUGAAGCAAAAAACAGUUGCAUUCUUGUCAAGUUCAGUUACAUUCUACCUGCAUUCCCAGCAUGAAGGCUGUAAACUUGAAUACUUCGAAAUACUUAUUUUGUGUAUCUGAUUUAACGCCUCAUGUUUUUAAAGGCCAGAGGGACAAGCCAGCUAUGAGCAAGUUUAUUGCACACACCCACCCACCCCAAAAAACACACAUAUAUGCCCAUAUUUCUGUGCACACAUCGCAUCCUUAUGACCACUGUACAGUUAAUAUUGUGGACACAGGAAGUGCUUAAGCUUUCCCUAGACUAACUGUAACGCAAAGUAGCUCAGUCUCUUUUUAGACCAAACUAAUUUGAAUAUGAUGUCUAUAUGUGUGUGUGCGUGUGUAUCUAUCAAUCAUAUCUUUUAUCUGUUCUGUACUCACAAUCAAACCUCGACUGACCACAAGCAAAAGCGCAAAACGACAUUUGAAUGGGCUCUCGCGGCCACUUUAAUAGCAGCGUGUGAAAUUCUUUUAUAACACAAUUGUCUGUCGUUUUCACGGAUCUUUGUUGUUUUGGACGAGGGAAAUUACCAGCCUGUUAACCUGUGGAGAAGACAUGUCUCAAGUUGGUGCGCAGUUAAUGAUUUUCUUUCAUUGCUGCGCACUUACUGGCGUUUUUUUUUAAUUUUUUUACGAGGGAUGCAUUGUUUUUGGAUGGCGUUCUGUUUUCCACAGCCUGCACAUAGAUGUCUAAUUCACACCAGUUGUGUGGAUGAAGUUUAUGGUGAUAUUAAAUAUGUCUCUCAGCCACUGGGAUUCACAUUUACGCCAUCAUCAAUAAACCGAAAUUAAUAUCACACCAAAACGGACAGACCUCGUUAAAUACUGUGCCACUCAUCAGCAUGUUCGGUUUCAAAAACCGUAUCAUUUCUAAACCAAAACCUGUCUAGUUGCGUAAUCCUGAUGGGCCAAACAGCCAAAAAUAAUGCGCUGGAAAUAAUGCUGUACCACAUGCUGGAUGGUCACCGGUCGGGACAUUACAUUUCACUAGUAGCACAGUUCAUGGUGCUUGUUUGACUUUUGCGUUGUGCUUUUGGCUUAAUGAACGCCCCGACGGCUCGCUUUCGCGUGUUACUCUGCACAACCCUUUACCUCUGCAUUCACAACCAAAUUCACACAUUAACAUGCUUUCCUGCGUUCACUACAAGAAACAAUCGUGACCUGGCAAAUUGCUGUUAUUGCGAACAUGUGGAAUAAAAAUAGAGGCAUUCCUUGUGUGAUUUUUCUGUAAUGCUGCAGAUACAAGUGCCCAGCACCUGCCCGACCAACAAGUCUUUAAUUCAUCCCUUUCUUGCCUUGUACCAAACCACUGUGGCUAGUUCUACGUUUGUAUGAUUCCAUGUAAAUAGCACCAUCCAUUUAUCGACGUUUUGUGAGGUUUCAUGAAGACCCUGGGUAGCCUUUGCCCAUCAGACCCCCGUGAAGACCAUUGUAAAAUAGAGCAGAUGCAGACGUUCACUCAUUAAUGAAGUCAUAGCUAAUCGCUCAGAACUAGCGGCGGUCUUGCUGCGUAUUUAUAGUACUUCAAACAGUGCACUUGCAUUUCACCAUCAACAAAACAUGCCUGUUCAUCUUCAGACAAAUUGAAAACGACUUGGUUAGCGACAAAUCGACAGCACUUAGUGACAGUUUCGUUGGGACUGUUGCUAAAUACAGAUUUUUGACAUUCCGUUGCAGUUUGGACACUGAUGUGCAUCUUCCAUACAGUUCUAUUUUAGUGGUGUAUUUUUACAAUAGCUUUGUGCAUUUGUACUGUUUUGAUAUACCUCUCAAAGCACUUGUAUUCUCUCGUCUCUCCGAACUCUUUAUGAAGUAAAACGGGGAGCGUGUGCUGUCGUCAUAGCUCGUGUAAAAGCAAACCAGCGUCGUCUUAAUUCUUCUGUCAUUUAUUCCCUUUUGCCUUCUUGUAUGGACAAUGUAAAUAGUUUCCUACGACCAAAAGACUUCACCUACGUGCCUUGAAGUACUUUACCUGUCGACCCCACUAACUGGAUCUGUUUAACAAAGCAUAACAGAAAUGCCAUUUUCCAAUCGUCCUUGUUUAUUUCCCGUUUCUUUCAUUUCUCUGUGUAUAGAAAAGAAUGUCUAUUUUGUACUGUUUCUAUCUUCCUAAUUAAAAAGAAAAGCAUUUUUUUGUUUGCCUGAAUUUCA